Psylliodes chrysocephalus is the source of this 685-nucleotide messenger RNA. The record is from the annotation of a GenBank genome assembly. Lineage: Eukaryota; Metazoa; Arthropoda; Insecta; Coleoptera; Chrysomelidae.
AUUAUUGUGUGACAGUUGAUAUAGAGGAUUUUGGGUUGACAAUGAUAACAAAAGUUUACAUCCUUGCCAUUGCAUGCGCUGCAGCUCAUGCAGGUGCAAUAUCCUACGUUUCAGGAGGCCUUGGAUUAGACGACGGGCACGGAGUGAGUCUGGGUGGUGGAUUAGGAGAAAUCGAUGGAGGACUAUACGGAGGACACGGCAUCUCCUAUGCUUCUCCAAUUACUAUUGCUAAGCCUAUAGCGCCCAUAGCUAUUGCAAAACAAAUUACUCCGAUCACCUACGCUAAGACUAUAGCACCGAUAGCUUACGCUCAACCUAUAGCGCCGAUAGCUUAUGCUAAACCUGUUGCUGUGGCUAAACAACAAGUAGUUGAUUAUUAUGCGCCUGCGCACUACGAGUUCAAAUAUGGCGUCCAAGAUGCUCACACCGGUGACAAUAAGCAACAAUCAGAAACCAGAGUUGGCGACACUGUCAAGGGCGAGUACUCGCUAGCUGAGCCAGAUGGCACCAUUCGAGUUGUCAAAUACACAGCUGAUCCUCAUAAUGGUUUCAACGCAGUAGUGAGCAGAAUAGGCAAAGCAGCACAUCCUCAAGUUGUACAUAAAGCGGUAGUGGCUGCUCCAAUUGUUACCAAAACUUUAGUGGCUAGCCAUGGACUUGGAUUGGAUCUAGGAGGACAUUAUUG